GAUAUCGCCGCUCUCUCAAUUCUCGUUGCAGACGAGGACUCUGCCAUUCCGCAACAAGACAAAUCUCACCUCUCAACCCGAGCGUCUUCCGAUUCGGACUCUUUCCCAACUGCUUUCGAUACUAGCCUCUCGAACAACUUCACAACCACUACGUGCCCCAAUUUCUUCAAGUCUUUCCUCUCCAAUUCAACCAUCACCUCCUGUCAUGCCGUCUCCAUGCUUCUGCGUGAUUCCAGCUCCUUCUUCCAUGUUCUCACAUCGGCUACGCUGACCUCUGAACUCCUUGACACCGCGUGUGCCUCGAAUGUCACCGAUUGCGCGUCCAUUUUCUCUGCGCUCGCAGUCGAGUUGCUCAAGGAGGAUGUUUGCGGCAAGGAUCACUCCGCCGGCAACCCCCUGGUCACUAAUGCGUACACUGACAUGAUCACAUAUGAGCCAUUAUAUCGUGCUACAUGUCUUCAAUCACCUUCGACCAAGAAUUACUGUUUCGUGGAUGCGAUCAGUAACACCACCAACUCCGCCGAUUACGAUGUUUAUUUCCUCCCUUAUGGAAGCACUAUCUCCCCCUCCCCCUCGCCAACCUGCAAUAAAUGCCUUCAAGCUACUCUGGCUCUUUUUGCCACCUGGGCUGAGGUUGACGGCCAGCCCCUUGUCAAUUCUUAUAUCCCUUCUGCUGAGGCUAUCAAUACUGAUUGUGGGGAGAACUUUGCCAAUGUCAAUAUUACUGUCGGCUCCGAGAAGGUUAGCUCAGGCUCUGGCUUGGUUGUCCCAUUGCCGCAGUGGUCGACCUGGGGCCUUGUCACGUUUAGCAUAGGACUAGCC
Messenger RNA from Aspergillus fijiensis CBS 313.89, 822 nucleotides. RefSeq lists its product as uncharacterized. The record is from RefSeq and is a predicted model, not a curated record. The transcript has a single exon. Lineage: Eukaryota; Fungi; Ascomycota; Eurotiomycetes; Eurotiales; Aspergillaceae. The annotation marks the transcript as partial.